This is a messenger RNA of Peniophora sp. CBMAI 1063, 594 nucleotides long. The record is from the annotation of a GenBank genome assembly. Lineage: Eukaryota; Fungi; Basidiomycota; Agaricomycetes; Russulales; Peniophoraceae.
AUGCGCCUGCCCUAUGUUCCCAAUCCUCCGCCCACUACCAGCCUUGAAGAGCAGGCGAUAGUGGACCGCAUAGCCACGCGCCGUGCUCCCCGCCCUCUGCAACCUCUGGAUCUCACCCUACUGCACUCGCCACCGAUCGCCGAUGGAUGGAACGCCUUUCUUGCCGCCGUUCGCACACGCACUGCCGCCGUUCCCGAUGAUGUCCGCGAACUGGCCAUCACCCGCGUCGCCGCCAUCAACCGCGCCUGGUACGAAUGGGGUCAUCAUGCGCCCCUCGCCGUUUCCGCCGGCAUCAGCCAGGCCGCCAUCGAUAGCGUGGUGCGCGAGGUCGCCGCGCCCUUGGAUCUCGCUGCAGACGGAGAGGCCAGGGGAGGGCUGGACCAAAGGCUAUGGGCGGUAUUAUGCCUCGCAGAUGAGAUGACGAGGAGCGUCGAGGUGAGGGACGCGACGUUCGAGUCCGUGAAGGGGCUGCUGGGUGAGAGGGGAACCGUGGAGCUCGUGGCCAUAGUGGCAGCCUAUAACUGCGUGAGCCGCUUUUUAGUAGCCCUAGAUGUCGGCGAGAGAAACGGAACGGGCCCUGGUUCGGCCAACUGA